CAGUGUAUACUAGUCUGUGCUCCCAUUCAUGCCGAGUAUAUAUCAGCCAGAGCGACAGCCAGGCCGGGCCACAUCCUCUUCAAAACAGAAAGCUCAGCUCCCAUAGAGUGAUUGAAAGGGUUGUGACCCUGUACAGUAGAAGCCAACAUGGCAGAAGCUCACCAGGCGGUGGCCUUCCAGUUCACCGUCACCCCCGAUGGCAUCGACCUACAGCUGUGCCACGAGGCUCUACGCCAGAUCUACCUCUCUGGCCUUCACUCCUGGAAGAAAAGGUUCAUUCGCUUCAAGAAUGGGGUAAUGACUGGUGUGUACCCAGGCAGCCCUGGUGGGUUCAUGGUUGUGGUUGUGUCCUACAUGUCCUACAAUAAAUAUAACCAGCUGGAUCCCUCUCUGGGGUUGAUUGCCAAACUGGGUCAACAUAUACCCAUCAGUCGAUACAUGUCCACAGACAGCCAGAGGAUAGUUGGAGGAGUUCUUGUGGGCACGGGUCUGUGGGUCACCAUCAUCAUGAUUAUGAGGAAUGUCCUAAAAAGCCUGUUGUCAUGGCACGGCUGGAUGCAUGCUCGACAUGGCUCUGUGUCCAUAUCUACUCGUCUGUGGAUGUUACUAGUGAAGGUGUUUUCUGGAAGGAAGCCAAUGCUCUACAGUUUCCAGAACUCUCUGCCUCGGCUACCUGUUCCCACUGUCAAGGACACCUGCACAAGGUACCUGGAGUCAGUGCGCCCACUGAUGGAGGAUGAGCAGUAUGAACGGAUGGAGGGCUUGGCUAAAGAUUUUGAGAAGAACCUGGGACCCAGACUGCAAUGGUACCUCAAACUCAAGUCCUGGUGGGCCUCCAACUACGUCAGUGACUGGUGGGAAGAGUAUAUUUACCUUCGAGGCCGUGGGCCCAUCAUGGUCAACAGCAACUAUUAUGCCAUGGAUUUCCUGUAUGUGUUCCCCACCUCCUUACAGGCUGCCAGGGCAGGCAAUGCCAUCCAUGCUAUCAUGCUCUACAGGAGAAAACUGGACAGAGCCCAGAUCAAACCAAUAUACUUGCUGGCGAACAAGGUUCCUCUGUGUUCGGCUCAAUGGGAGCGGAUGUUUAACACCUCCCGUGUCCCUGGUUUGGAGACAGACAUCCUUCAGCACAUGAACGAGAGCAAACACAUAGCUGUGUACCAUAAGGGCCGCUACUUCAAGGUGUGGAUGUUCUAUGACGGACGGCUGCUGUUGCCACGGGAGAUAGAGCAGCAGAUGGAAAGGAUUUUGGCCGACAAAUCGGAGCCACUGCCAGGAGAGGAGAAAUUAGCUGCACUUACUGCAGGAGAGAGGACCCCUUGGGCCAAGGCACGUGAAAGCUACUUCAGCCGCGGUAGGAACAAGCAAUCUCUCGACAUCAUUGAGAAGGCAGCCUUCGUUGUAACCCUUGAUGACACCGAGCAGCGCUUCGAUGCAAACAACCCAGUCAAGUCUUUGGACAGCUAUGCCAAGUCCCUCUUACAUGGAAAGUGCUACGACAGGUGGUUUGAUAAAUCCUUUAACCUGAUAGUUUUCAAGAAUGGCACCAUGGGACUGAACGCAGAGCAUUCCUGGGCUGAUGCUCCAAUCAUUGGCCAUCUCUGGGAGCAUGUUCUGUCCAUGGACCCCGUUAGGUUGGGAUAUACUGAGGAGGGUCACUGCUGUGGGGAGCCCCACCCCAACCUGCCAGGUCCACAGAGGCUGACAUGGGACAUCAAUGAGGAGUGCCAGGAGGUCAUCCACAGCUCUCUGAAAGUAGCCACAACUCUGGCUGAUGAUGUGGACUCUCACAUUUUCCCCUUCAAUGACUUUGGCAAAGGUCUGAUUAAGAAAUGCCGCACCAGUCCUGAUGCCUUCAUCCAGAUUGCCCUGCAGCUGGCCCAUUACAGGGACAAAAGGAAGUUCUGCCUGACAUACGAAGCCUCCAUGACACGUUUGUUCCGUGAAGGCCGAACAGAAACUGUGCGCUCCUGCACCAUGGAGACCUGUGCCUUUGUCCGUGCCAUGAUCGGAGAGGAAACAAGAGAAGAGUGUCUCAAGUUGCUCAAACUGGCAGCAGAGAAGCACCAAAACAUGUACCGCCUGGCGAUGACAGGAGAGGGCAUCGAUCGCCACCUUUUCUGUCUCUAUGUGGUUUCCAAAUACCUGGGAGAAGACUCAGCCUUCCUCAAGGAGGUGCUUUCUGAGCCGUGGAGGCUGUCCACCAGUCAGACCCCUCUGCAGCAGCUUGAGCUGUUUGAUCUGGUCAAACACCCUGAAUAUGUGUCCUCUGGAGGUGGAUUUGGCCCAGUGGCUGAUGAUGGUUAUGGUGUCUCCUACAUCAUUGUUGGUGAGAACCUCAUCAACUUCCACAUCUCCAGCAAACACUCAAGCCCAGAAACUGACUCCCACCGUUUUGGCGCCAACAUCAGACAGGCCAUGCUUGACAUCCUGGAUCUCUUCCAGCUCGACAAGAAAGAAAAGUGAUCGCCCUCUCCAUGGGUGGAAUUGACAUAAAAAGCUGUCUUUAGAAAGAAAUGUAUUCUUCCUGAAGCUUGUACAGAAUCAAAUAUUGGAUUUUGGGUUAUUUUUAAGUUAAUUGAUGUUACAGAAAUAAGAAUGAUUGUAUUUGUCGGUAUGUUUGUGAGGCAUUUAUGUGCACUGUAUGUAUAGGCGAGGUGAGAUUUUGAUGUUGGGUAGAGGUAGUGCACAGAUCAAAGUUUUUAUUCGCGGGACUGUUCACGGGUGCCUUAGUGACCCACUAAUGUAAAAAGGGCAGAAAGGGAGUGGAAAAUUAAGAGUUGUAGUCUGAUAUUAAGUCGGUAUUACCACAGUAAUAGACAUUUCACUUGUUCAGUAGCAUUAUCCAAUAUUUGAGUCACAUUAAUUUGAGUGAUGGUGCAAUAUUUUUAUUAGUUUUUCCCACUUUUGAAAUUCCCUAUGAAUUCUUUUUUUAUUUUUAUUUUUUAAGAUUUCUUCCGGUCGUUCCAAUUGCAGCACAUUUCAUCAUGGCCAAAGCAGCGAACAUGAUGUUAAAUAUCAUCAACAGAUAGCAUGUUGCAUGGUGUCCAUUAAUUUCAUACGGCUCAGUGGAAGUGCUGAGUCUGAUUUGCAAGGCUGAACGAUUGUAUCUGGUGAUCCUACACUUACAGAGGCCAGAAACAGUAGAACAGUUGACCUUUAAGAAAUUCCUAUAAGAAAUUAAGAAUAUUCAGCUUCGAGCUGAAGGGUGACCCUGUAUCAGCGUGAUUUUGUGAGCUACGUUCUAAUCAAUAGAUCAGCAUUGCCUUUCUGACUCAAGUGCACAUUGCAUUUGUCCUUUAAGCUGCUGCGAUUUCAUGACGUAGCGACAAAGGCAGAUAAUGUUUCUUUGUGUGUGUGUGUUUGUCAUUUUCAUACUCAGGUUUUUCUAACUUGGCCUAGUAUUGUCGGAUGCUGGCUGCCGCAUUGGAAGAGUAGUGUUUAUGUACAUCUGCGACAGUAGAAGAAAUUAAGAUGCAGUACAAUCCCAUGUGACCCUAAUGAGCUGGUGGGGAGUAUAACAUUUGGUUUGCUGUGGAAGUGAAGGGCAGGCAAGGCGGGGUGCGUGUCUGGGAUGACGGUGACCUUUCUUCUGUGUAAAAAAAAAAAGAAAAGAAAAAAGAAUGAGUUAACUGUACUUUAACUCUGUUGUGCACUCCAUGGCUGGUCGCUUAGUUCAAAGUAACCAAUUCCGAACUACCCUGGUAGCUUUUUGUCAGAUCAAGAUGAAUUGUAAUUUUAAUGAGCAGUCCGUUACAGCAUAGUGGUAUUUCAACUGUCAAUAUGAGCUGCAGAAUUGCUUAAUAGGUUGUGAUGUCUCUCCAGAACAGUAGGAAAUUAUUAUUUUUUUCUCAGAGUAAUGCUUAAGCAAGGGGGGCUACUGUGUAGGAAUGCAUUUCUGUUAUGUAUAUGUUGUCAGUUCAUCAUAUUAUUUAUUUUUUUCCGUGUUUUAACCUCUUUAUUCACAAAACAAACAUGCAUAUUUACUAGCUGACUGUGGCGAAUGAUGAGCAUUGAGUUGAAGCUUUGCUGAGUUAAGAAGUGAAAUGGACAAAUUGCUUCCUUUUGUUUGUUUUGACACAACAGUUUUGUUGUCACAGACUUCGCCAGUACAUUUUAGUUGUAUGACUUUUUAUCUGGGUAGACCUCAUGUUUACACUGCUGCAUGGUUUUUGAAGAUGAAGCUGUAUAUGUUUGCCUUUUCGUUUAAAGAUGGUGUAAAAAGACAAGCAGCUGAUAUACCAAAACGAGUUUUAACAAUAAAGUGAAUGUCAGACAGCUGUA
Messenger RNA from Centropristis striata (black sea bass), 4284 nucleotides. It is a transcript of the gene cpt1ab, whose product is annotated as carnitine palmitoyltransferase 1Ab (liver). Lineage: Eukaryota; Metazoa; Chordata; Actinopteri; Perciformes; Serranidae. Bases 148 to 2466 code for a protein of 772 amino acids. Gene Ontology annotation, molecular function: carnitine O-palmitoyltransferase activity. The transcript has 19 exons. The record is from RefSeq and is a predicted model, not a curated record. Gene Ontology annotation, cellular component: mitochondrion. Gene Ontology annotation, biological process: carnitine metabolic process; fatty acid metabolic process.